UGGUCGUAGCUUUUCGUGCGCUGCCUCAACCACGUUCAACAAUGAACAACACCGUCAAAGAGUAUAUGGAAGCUCACGAUUUGCAAACUCGUGACGCCACAGAUGUCAUUGAAGAGUUUAGUGACGAACUUGCAAAAAUGACCGGCAAGUGCAUAGAUAUCGGCUGCGGCCCUGCCUCAGUUACGCGCAAGCUCCUCAUGCCCCGAAUGCCACCUAAUGUUCACAUCGUUGGUGGUGACAUAUCUAAAAAAAUGGUUGAAUUUGCUAAGCAAACUCACAGUGACGAGGAACGCCUAUCAUUUAUCGAAUUGGACGUAGAGGUAGAAAAAAUACCAAAAGAUCUAAUUUGUGCUUUUGACAACGUUGUUUCUUUCUACUGUCUACACUGGUGUCAAGAUACGAGAAAAGCGUUUGAAAAUAUUUAUCAAAUAUUACGUCCGGGUGGAAGAGGUCUGGUACUAUUUUUAGCUUACAACGACGGCUUCGACAGCUACCUGAGAAUAGCUGAGGUUCCUCAAUACAAAUCGUAUAUGACGGAUGUUGAAAAAUAUGUCCCAUACUUUCAACACUGCGACAAUCCGAGAGCAAAAAUGAAGAAAAUGCUCGAGGAAGUAGGUUUCAAGGUGCUGCACUGCAGUUUACGUGAAAAGACGUUCGUGUACAAAAGUUUGGAAAUUUUGAAAAAACAUGUCGUGGCUGUAAAUCCUUUUAUAAACAGAAUGCCAGAGGACAUCGGAGAAAAGUUUGAAAAAGAUCUUUUACGUGAAAUCGUCAGCGGAAAAAUAUCGUUUGCCAACAAAAACAAUGGAUCAAAAGAGGAAGAAAAAGUACUCGAUCGAUAUUAUGUACUGAUAGCUCAUUUUGAGAAACCGGAUAUAGGAAAAUGAGAAAGUAGGAAAAUGCAAUGACGCUGCAUCAGGGACUUAUUUCUAAGUACAAAGUAUUUUAGUGAGAAUGAUCUGAAUAAUUUUUGCCAUGAACGUCUGUGAAUAAUUAGAUGUAUAUUGACGAUUUUGAAUCUAUUUAUAUAUCAAUUACAAAUAUUUAACCGUGAUAUUAUUGUGAUUUGAUUAAUGCUAAUGCAUUGUGAAAUUAACGUCAUAAACAUAAGCCAUAUUAUUUUC
This is a messenger RNA of Copidosoma floridanum, 1124 nucleotides long. Its product is annotated as juvenile hormone acid O-methyltransferase-like. Lineage: Eukaryota; Metazoa; Arthropoda; Insecta; Hymenoptera; Encyrtidae. The record is from RefSeq and is a predicted model, not a curated record.